This is a messenger RNA of Pantherophis guttatus, 836 nucleotides long. The record is from RefSeq and is a predicted model, not a curated record. NCBI's taxonomy places the organism in Eukaryota, Metazoa, Chordata, Lepidosauria, Squamata, Colubridae.
AAGGAACCUCUAAUUCGGCAAUUUUUACGAGGCGCAAUGAACAUCCGACCGCCCGCAGUCCAUAGGUACCCCACGUGGGAUUUACCUAAAGUCCUACAGGCCCUCACCGGGCCACCCUUUGAACCUCUACGAGGCAUUUCCUUGAAACACCUUUCCUUCAAGGUGGCCUUCCUAGUGGCAGUGACCUCAGCCCGUCGAAUUUUAGAGAUGGCGGCCCUUUCGAUCCGGAAAGAACUAUGCAUUUUCCACCAAGACAGGGUAGUACUCAGACUGGACCCUUCCUUCAUCCCGAAGGUUAAUUCAAUAUUUCACCGGUCACAAGAAGUGGUCCUCCCAGAUUUCUGUCCAGCUCCUCGCCAUCACCUCGAAAAGCGAUGGCAUACCCUGGACGUUCGACGAGCGGUCAAGAUAUACAUCGCCCGCACUGCAGCCUUCCGGCGUUCGGAUGCACUCUUCAUGUCAUUCUUACCUUCUUCCCUAGGAUCUAAGACUUCCUCUUCUACCUUGGGCCGAUGGAUUCGGGCGUGUAUUUCCACAGCUUAUGAAGCUUCGGCCCUUCCGGCUCCACGCAACAUAACAGCCCAUUCUACACGAAGUGCGGCCACAUCAGCGGCAUGGUCCACCCGGGCCACUAUCGAUGAGAUUUGUCGGGCAGCCACUUGGGCUUCCCCUUCCCCUUUCGUCCGUCACUACCGCCUGGACAAGUUUGCAUCGGCGGACGCGGCCUUUGGCCGAAGGGUUCUCCAAGGUGUCCAUACAGCCUCCUGAGUGUGGGACCGGCCUUCUCCCGCCCAACUAGACACCUCGCUUUGAUACGACUAUCUGCACAGGCUCCC